AUUAGCUUCAUAUCUAAAUUAAACUUGUAACUAAGGGUUUAGGGUAAACCAGCCAUCUGUAAGUCUUUGGGAACUAAAGUAUUAAAAAUAAUAAUAAAUAAAUAAACUAUAAGGACUCUAUGACUCGGUUGGAAAAGUUAAAUAGUUGUAAAAGAUAUAAGGGAUUUUACUGCUGCUUGUUUCUCUUUCUCUCACUUUUAUAUUGUUCUUUAUUGCUGAAUUACAGUCAUCACUAAUAGGUGAACAAAGAUUAGUUAAUAUAGUUAGUUAGUUAAUAUAAUAAUAGUUAAUUAGUUAAUGCAGGUUCAGCAAAAAAAAAAAAAAAACAUAUUAAAGACUGAUAUGGCCGACAUUUUAGAGGAAAGAAUAAACAAAGGUAGAAAAAUCUUUCUGUCUCUCUGUUGCUCCCUCUCAGAUCCUGUGGUAAAGCAUCGGCCAACACCAUCACCCACCAACCACCAACUGGAUGACCAGGAGGUGAGGCCCCUCCACCAGCGCAGCACAGCGCCACACAGAGGCCUGGUACAGACUGACAGCCCGAACUUCCUCUGCAGCAGCCUGCCACAGCACUGGAGGUGUAACAAGACCCUGCCGAGAGCCUUCACUGUGGUUGCCCUGGGCAACGACGUGCCAGACGGCGUGGUUGUCACAGUGAUGGCUGGCAAUGAAGACAACAGCAGCGCUGAGCUACGCAAUGCCACAGCAACCAUGAAGCAAGGCUACGCCCACUUUAAUGACCUCCGCUUCAUAGGUCGCAGCGGGAGAGGCAAGAGUUUCACACUUUCCAUCAAUGUGCUGACGUCGCCCCCUCAGAUUGCCACCUUACACAGAGCUAUCAAGGUUACUGUGGAUGGACAGCGGCUGCCAAGACGACAGAGGCAGAAGGAUGUGAAGUCAGGAAUGUUCAGGUCAUCCAGCAGCAGCACUGCAUCAUCAGACUGUAGAUCCUUUUCCUCCUCUAUGUGGACCAGUGAGCCGUCAUUCCUGGGCCAGGUGACUUCUCUGACCUCCUCCUUCACUCCAAGUCCCAGAAUGCACCACCUGCCUGCCCUCUCCUACUCCACCCAGCCCACACCAUACAGCUCGUACCUGUGUUCUCCUCCUCCUCCCCCUCCGCUGAGCCAUGGUGGUCCUUUCCAGCCGAGCAGCUUCUAUUACGGACCGAACCAACCGGUGCAAACAACGGGGGAUGAUCGCAGCGUUGUCACAGCUCUGACCAAUUAUAUUGAGGGGGCGUGUCUUUCUUUAAGGGGGGAGGAGCCUGUGUGGAGGCCUUAUUGAUAAAUGGAUGUGUUGUGUUAUACAACAUCUUAUAAUAGAAUCAGCCUCCCACCCACCUGUAAAAAGAAAUCUUUAAACUUGUUUUUCAGCAUGCCUAACUUCUGUGUGCCACAGUGAUUAUGUUGUUCUUAUUUAUUGUACUGUUGUGAAAAUAUUUAUUCAUUAAUUAUUAUUAAUAGUUAUUUAAUACUUUUACAUAUACUUCGGGUUAAACAAUAACAGCAGUUGUGAUACAAUAAAAGCAUUUAUUA
This is a messenger RNA of Dicentrarchus labrax (European seabass), 1532 nucleotides long. RefSeq names its product RUNX family transcription factor 2a (gene runx2a). Gene Ontology annotation, cellular component: nucleus. Gene Ontology annotation, biological process: hemopoiesis; regulation of transcription by RNA polymerase II; neuron differentiation. The transcript is spliced from 5 exons. The record is from RefSeq and is a predicted model, not a curated record. Lineage: Eukaryota; Metazoa; Chordata; Actinopteri; Moronidae. Gene Ontology annotation, molecular function: RNA polymerase II cis-regulatory region sequence-specific DNA binding; DNA-binding transcription factor activity, RNA polymerase II-specific; ATP binding. The coding region runs from base 298 to 1281 and encodes 327 amino acids.